AUGAUUUUACAUUCUCUAUCUGCAGAUUUCCUUAUAUUGUUCUUCACGGAGGCUCUUUUUUACUGUGGAGUUGCGGUGUUUCUUCUACUAGUAGACCAUUUACGAAAGCCCAUUGAGCCAGUUUCUGCUGUGAAUAACAGAGUCCUUGCUUCUCAACUGGGGCACCGAAUUUCUUCUGUUGCUGUUUUAGUUCUUAGUCUCAUAAUUCCUAUGGUGACAAUGGGUUUCGUGUGGCCAUGGACUGGCCCUGCAGCUUCUGCUACCCUGGCACCCUACCUUGUUGGUAUCGUUGUGCAGUUUGCAUUUGAACAGUACGCGAGAUAUAUAAAGUCACCGUCAUGGCCAGUCAUUCCCAUUAUCUUUCAAGUUUAUAGAUUGCACCAAUUGAAUAGGGCAGCACAACUGGUGACAGCUCUGUCAUUCACUGUGAGAGGAGCUGAGAUGACAUCACACAACCUGGCAAUAAAUAGCUCGUUGGGUACUCUUUUGAAUGUACUUCAAUUCCUUGGGGUGAUUUGCAUCUGGUCGCUGUCAAGCUUCAUCAUGAGAUUUAUCUCUUCUGUCCCUACGACUGAAUAA
Molecule: messenger RNA, 579 nt
Organism: Ilex paraguariensis (yerba mate)
Lineage: Eukaryota; Viridiplantae; Streptophyta; Magnoliopsida; Aquifoliales; Aquifoliaceae
Source: the annotation of a GenBank genome assembly